GACGCAGCUGCGAUUGUUGGGUCACACUCCCUCAAAACACCUUCGGCUGAAGGGUAGAGACUGUUCAGAAGUUGAGAGACGCAUUUUAAUGUUUGCUGAAAUGACACCAGGUUCAAACCACACACUCUCAAGGAAAGGGAUUGAAAGAAAUUGCUGCGUACCAUACAGACAACAGAAACCCAGAUCUGAGAAGAUCUGCCACUUUUCGGGGUCAAGGGCAAAAGAUCAGAGACGUACAAAAUCUCCCUGCCUCAGGACGUGUCUGACGUUUUGCUUCAAGGACCCAGCAAGAAUGGAGCAAAGGGAGCCACCGGUGGAUUCUCAUGUUGAAGGGACUGAAGGGAGACUCAAGGAACUGGCUUCAAAAUGGUUCAUAGAGACUCAGGUGCCACACAUCGUCCACAACGGCUUCUUCCCCACAUGGUUCCUGGGCUUCAUCACAAGAAAGGAUGCUGAAGAGAUGCUCAGAGAAAAGGAGCAGGGCUGUUUCCUGAUCCGGCUCAGUGAUAAGGCCAUCGGAUACAUUCUGUCUUAUAAGGGCAGAGAUCGGUGUCGACACUUCAUGAUAAGCCAAAGCGAAACGGGGCAGUUUGUAGUCUGCGGAGACACCAAAGGGCACAACUCGGUCGCUGAUCUCAUAGACUACUACAAGAUGAGCCCCAUCCAGCCGUUUGGAGAGUACCUGACAUCGUCGUGUUUUGAGGCACUGAAUAAAGAGCUGUAUGACAUCAUCCAGGUAGCCCCGAAAGAAAAGCCUGUGGCCACUGUCAGAGCUGUGGGGAACAUGAGAAAGGCUAACUCGGCACCAGAGCAGCCGCCUGCACGGCCACCAAAGAGCAACAGGACACUAGAGGAAGUACCACCUUUGCCACGGAGGAGCAGGAACCUCGAUACUGGCCCCCUGAAUGACCCGGACAGAGUUUUGUACGCUCAGCUCAGGAAGCAAUCACCCAGGGAGAUACCAAGAUUUCAACACAACAGUCAGGACAGUUUCCCUGGAGAUAAUCAGGGGAGAGCUGGGAGAUCCACGACCCACGAUCAGAACGUAAGCAGGUGCAGUCCUCCAUCUGCACCAGAGUCUGUUUACUCCGAGCUCAGCCUGCUGGAUACCAAGAGCAGGUCUCUACCGCUUCUGGACAACACCUCUGAUGGCGAGCAGUCUUACAGGCUGAGCGCAGCCCCCCACACACCACCCAGACUUUCCCCCAAGCCCCUCAGACAAACCAGCGACUUUGGCCAACUGCCGGAGAGAACAGACUCGAGCAGCAGAGCGAGCGGCAGCCACAGCCUGGAAUACAUGAGGGACAGUGCAGUCUAUCACCUGGCUGGCAGCCCACACACUACAUCCUCUCGGACCAGAUCGCUGACAUCAGAGCAGCACAAUGGUUCAGUGUAUGCUGAGGUCACUGAUGAAGCUGGCGCUGGCCGCUUCCUCCAUGAAAACACAUACGAGCUGAUUCCUGACCACGAGGACGCAGCCACACCUGCACCCAACAGCAACACUUAUGAGCCUCUGGAGGACGUCAGACCCAAACAUCACCACUCAUCCUGGGGGUUAAAGAAUGAUAAAUGGAAAUGGCUGUUUCCAGAGGUCAAGAGGAAAUGAUGAAGAUGAAAAUGUGCACUAAUUUUCCCCUUACACUACAGUGAUCUUGUCUGAUACACACUCUGUGAAAGCUUAUUCUAUAUAUUGAUCAUGUUAACUAUUCAAAUGACACGUUCUGAAUUUUUUCUUUCUAACGUAUUUAUUUAAAAAUGAUGCACUGUAAUGUAUUUUCAAGUUCAAAUAAACGGGAGAUUCAAAAGAAACUUAUAUUUAUCAGA
Messenger RNA from Epinephelus fuscoguttatus (brown-marbled grouper), 1824 nucleotides. RefSeq names its product SH2 domain-containing protein 7-like. The record is from RefSeq and is a predicted model, not a curated record. The transcript is spliced from 9 exons. The coding region runs from base 89 to 1606 and encodes 505 amino acids. NCBI's taxonomy places the organism in Eukaryota, Metazoa, Chordata, Actinopteri, Perciformes, Serranidae. Gene Ontology annotation, cellular component: cytoplasm.